This is a messenger RNA of Anopheles darlingi, 1233 nucleotides long. RefSeq names its product N(6)-adenine-specific methyltransferase METTL4 (gene Mettl4). The coding region runs from base 160 to 1065 and encodes 301 amino acids. Gene Ontology annotation, cellular component: nucleus; RNA N6-methyladenosine methyltransferase complex. Gene Ontology annotation, molecular function: nucleic acid binding; methyltransferase activity. Lineage: Eukaryota; Metazoa; Arthropoda; Insecta; Diptera; Culicidae. The record is from RefSeq and is a predicted model, not a curated record. The transcript has 3 exons.
CGCGAGUUAAACGAGUUUUCUAUCCUGUUAAACCAUCGUGAAAGUGUAUCCUUGCUGUAUAAGGACAAUUUUUAUGAUAAGCGAAUCCAAAGGGCUUCCCUGAAUGGUGUACUUUUCGACAUCAACACGCCGUACGAUUACCGAGAGGAUCUUCCGGAAAUGCAGCCGCCUAGAAAGCGGAAACGUGUGAAAGCAGAGGGUCGGUUUGAUGAAAUAACUGCUAAGGUAUCCGAUAAUCUCAACAGUAUUAAGUCUAAACUUGAGGAUGAAACCGAGAAGCUCGAGCAAUCCAACAAACACGCGCUGGAAUUUGUUGAUAAUUUCAAUCUGGCCUUCACCUACAAUGCCGAUAGCUGUUUCAACGGACAGAACACUUCCGAGCAAACCGUCUUCACCGAACUGGACGGUGAAAGCUUUCUUGUGCCACCGAAAGUAACAUUCUUCAACGCUCCCAUUAGUCGGUUAAUUGAGUACCUGCCAGAGAACGAGAAAUUCGAUUUGAUCGUACUGGAUCCACCCUGGUGGAACAAAUACAUAAGACGGGUUAAGGGCGCGAACGCACGGGCAAGUUACCGGAUGCUCUCGAACGACGAUAUCGCACAGAUUCCGCUCGAGCGUCACUUGCACGGGAACACGAUCGUGAUCGUAUGGUGCACGAAUGCACCAUCUCAUAUCGAUGCCAUCGCAAGCGUUUUCUUCCCAAAGUGGGGCCUCGAAUCUGCUGGUGCUUGGUAUUGGACCAAGAUUACAAAGAAAGGAGAACCAGUGUGUAGAUUCAAGGAACCCACCGGUAAGCAACCAUACGAACGAUUAUUCAUCGGUCUACCACCUGGCUCCUCGCUGGCCAAGUCCAUUCCCAAGGAACUGUACCUCUACAGCAUACCGAGUGCCCUUCAUUCUCACAAACCACCUCUCUACGAGCUGAUGCGCACAAAAUUUGCCCUCGAAGCACCAAACUGUCUGGAGCUCUUCGCUCGCAGCCUGCACUCCGGUUGUACCUCAUUUGGAAUGGAAGUGUUGAAACUGCAAAACAAACGUCUCUACGAACUGGCCGAAGUGGAGUGAGACGCGGAACGUGCGCUGGCAUUAAAAUAAAUACAUCAAACAGCAAGGCACCACCAGCUGCCCACUCAAUGGUGUCCAUUCGUCUGGUCCGUUUUGUACCCGUUCGGGUUCAUGGUUUGCCAUCGCCAGAAGUCCUCGCCUGAAAGAGGUAAACAGCCAUGUUAAGUA